CUCUUUAAGAUGGAUAUAGAGAACUGCAAUGGCCGCUCAUAUAUGUCUGGUAGCGGGGACUCAUCUUUGGAGAAGGAUUUCAGUGGGGCCCCAGUGGGGCCCUCUGUGAGCACCCCAAAUAGUCAGCACUCUUCACCCAUCUGCUCUCUUAGUGGUAAUUCCAUCAAGGUGGAGAUGUACAGUGAUGAAGAGUCGAGCCGACUGCUGGGGCCAGAUGAUCGGCUUCUGGAGAAGGAGGACAGUGUGAUUGUAGAAGACUCAUUGUCUGAGCCCCUGGGCUAUUGUGAUGGGAGUGGCCCAGAGCCUCACUCCCCUGGUGGCAUCCGACUGCCCAACGGCAAGCUCAAGUGUGACAUCUGUGGUAUGGUCUGCAUCGGGCCCAAUGUGCUUAUGGUACAUAAGCGCAGUCACACGGGUGAGAGGCCCUUCCACUGCAACCAGUGUGGUGCCUCAUUCACCCAGAAGGGGAACCUGCUGCGCCACAUCAAGCUGCACUCAGGGGAGAAGCCCUUCAAAUGCCCCUUCUGCAACUAUGCCUGCCGCCGGCGAGACGCUCUCACUGGCCACCUCCGCACCCACUCCGUCUCCUCCCCAACGGUGGGCAAGCCCUACAAGUGCAACUACUGUGGCCGGAGCUACAAGCAGCAGAGUACACUGGAGGAACACAAGGAGCGGUGUCAUAACUACCUGCAGUCUCUCAGUACUGAAGCCCAGGCCCUGACUGGACCGCCAGGUGAUGACAUGCGUGACCUAGAGAUGGUGCCAGAUUCCAUGCUACUACACUCGUCCUCCGAGCGGCCAACUUUUAUUGACCGCCUGGCCAACAGCCUAACCAAACGCAAGCGUUCCACACCACAGAAGUUUGUGGGUGAGAAGCAGAUGCGCUUUAGCCUCUCCGAUCUCCCCUUUGACAUGAAUUCAGGUGGCUAUGAGAAGGAUGUGGAGCUGGUUGCACAUCCCAGUUUGGAGCCCGGCUUUGGCUCACUAGCCUUUGUGGGCGCAGAACACCUACGCCCACUCCGCCUUCCACCUGCCAACUGCAUCUCAGAGCUCACACCUGUCAUAAGUUCUGUCUACACCCAGAUGCAGCCCCUUCCUGGCCGACUAGAGUUACCUGGAACCCGGGAAGCCAGCGAGGGGCAUGAGGACCUGGUUGACGGGGGCCCCCUCCUCUACCGGGCUCGGGGUCCCCUGGCUGACCCUGGGGUCUCCCCCAGCAAUGGCUGCCAGGACUCCACAGACACAGAGAGCAACCAUGAGGAGCGGGGUGGGGGAAUUAUAACGACCCCUCAGUGUCCCCCAAAUCAGCCAGUUUCUGCUCUGGUUGUGGGGAGCCGGCCCAGCCCUGCCUACGCCAAAGAGGACCCCAAGAUGCAGGAAGGGCUCCCCCGGAGUGCCCCCAGCUCUGCCAAGGACAUGCUGCGGGUGGUGGGUGAGGACGGAGAGCCAGUGAAGGCCUUCAAGUGUGAGCACUGCCGCAUCCUCUUCCUGGACCACGUCAUGUUCACCAUCCACAUGGGCUGCCACGGCUUCAGGGACCCUUUUGAGUGCAACAUCUGUGGCUACCACAGCCAGGACCGGUACGAGUUCUCCUCCCACAUUGUCCGAGGGGAACACAAGGUGGGCUAGUGCUGUCCGGCCUCCCCUGCUGUCUUCUACCCAUCCCUUCAGAGGUGUCCAGCCCUCCCAUCUCACACCUUCCCCCCCACCCCCACCCCACCACUGUCCACUUUUCUAUCCGACUCAGUUUUGCUUUUGUAGCCUGUGUGACACACAGUCCUAGUCCCUGGCUGCCUGAUUUCACACUUGACUCCUCACCAUUCCUCCCCUCUCCUUUCUUCAAGUUGCCAAGCAGAUUUAUUUAAGCGUUGUGAUGAAACAGGUCUUUUGUUUUUCUUUUUCCCAGCCUUCCGCCUCCCGAAUUCACACUAAGUUAUUUAGUAAGAUGAUUAGAUGAAGGGUUUUUUUGCCCUCUCAAAAAAAAAAAAGCCCAUCUCACACCUGCCACCCCUCUCCCUCAUUCUCUUCUCUGUCCAAGCCUCAUUUCCCUCUCUCUUCCAGCUUCCUCCACAUCCCUAGGACAAUGGGGCGGGAAGCUCUCUGGAGUUUGGAGGGGCAUUGGCCUACUGCUGUCCCUGAUCCUCACCCCUCACUUACACUGCCAGAUUCCUCAGUUCCGGUGCCGGUGCCUCCUGGCCCCACCAUAGCUCUGUGGCAUUAUAUCUCCUCUCUGGGACACCCCUUCCCUGGCACUCCAUACCUCUCUGCCCUCUCACCUUGGGCAGCUUGCACUGUUCUUGAAUGAAUGAAUGAAUGAAGGAUUUCCCCCACUUAGGGGGCUGAGGGGGUUGAAAAAGUUCACUCCAGGGCACUGUGAGGCUCAGAAUCCUCUCCCUUGUUCCCCUAAUAAUAUGAAUACUCUGAA
Molecule: messenger RNA, 2425 nt
Organism: Gracilinanus agilis (Agile Gracile Mouse Opossum)
Lineage: Eukaryota; Metazoa; Chordata; Mammalia; Didelphimorphia; Didelphidae
Gene: IKZF4
Product: IKAROS family zinc finger 4
Exons: 7
Coding region: 10-1629 (539 amino acids)
Biological process (GO): regulation of transcription by RNA polymerase II
Molecular function (GO): DNA-binding transcription factor activity; RNA polymerase II cis-regulatory region sequence-specific DNA binding
Source: RefSeq, a predicted model, not a curated record